AUGACAAAGUGCACCUAUACCCUCCAUAAUGCAACACGACCUUUGCCCAAAUCCUGUUGUGUAAAUCUUGCAUUUGGGUCACUGUUCCAUAGAUCACACUGCACUUUUCUAAAGGCACAGACACUUGACCAUGAUUUCUGGGACUUUGCUUGUGUUCGUUCUGUUGUGUGGAGUAGAGGCUGGCAGGGUUUUGGUGUUGCCAGGCGAGUACAGCCACUGGCACAACAUGCGUUCAAUCGUAGACGCGUUAGUUGAUAAGAACCACAGCGUGACGGUUCUGAUCAGUUCUUCAUCUCCUACUGUACAGUACACACGGAAGGAGCGGUUCACCUUCAAUGUGUUUAAAGUCAACAUGAAGAAAGAAGAGGCCGAUGGUGUAUGGAGGGACUUUAUUCAUCUCUGGAUGACCGACACAGCCACCACGUUAUACGAGAAAGUCUCCAUGAUCAGGCGAGUGAUGUCAAACUUCAUGGCGCUUUCUGCUGAUACAUGCAAGGGAAUGUUCCACAAUGAGGAUCUUUUACACACGCUUCGGGAAUCUCAUUAUGAUGUGCUUUUAUCUGAUCCAAUGAUGCCAUGCGCUGACUUGAUGGCAGAGACGCUGAAAAUCCCGUACGUCAUCUCACUGCGCUCAACUUUCGCGUAUAGUUUCGAGCAGUUUUGCGGUCAGAUCCCCACACCACCAUCCUAUGUCCCUGCGGUCGCUGUGCAGGGUCACCUCACUGACCAUAUGAGCUUCACAGAGAGAGUUGAAAACAUGCUCCUCUACAUCAUGCACACAACCAUAUUUCAAUUGAACACGAGGUUUACUUUUGACCGGCUUUACACUGAAUUGCGGGGCAAACCUACAACAAUGUGUGAGACCAUGGGGAAAGCUGACAUCUGGUUGAUUAGAACUUACUGGGAUUUCGAGUAUCCACGCCCACUCCUGCCUAAUUUUAAAUUUGUUGGAGGACUGCACUGCAAACCCGCAAAACCUCUGUCAAAGGAACUGGAGAAGUUUGUUCAGAGCUCAGGAGAUCAUGGCAUUGUUGUUUUCUCAUUGGGUUCCAUGAUCAACAACCUGACAUUGGAAAGAUCAAACACCAUUGCUUCUGCUCUUGGUCAGAUCCCACAAAAGGUUAUUUGGCGUUACAAGGGAAAAACACCAGAAUCUCUCGCCCCCAAUACAAAACUCUACGACUGGAUCCCACAGAAUGAUUUGCUUGGACAUGCAAAAACGAAGGCCUUCAUUACCCAUGGCGGGACAAAUGGACUGUAUGAGGCUAUUUAUCAUGGCGUCCCAAUGGUGGGUUUACCACUGUUUGCUGACCAGCCUGACAACCUGAUGCACAUGAAAACCAAAGGAGCUGCUGUUGUCCUUGAUAUCAAUACAAUGAAGUCCAAAGACCUGGCAGAAGCUCUCAAGACUGUAUUAAAUAAUCCCUCAUACAAAGAAAGCGUCAUGAGACUGUCCAGAAUCCACCAUGAUCAGCCGAUGAAACCUCUGGAUCAGGCAGUUUACUGGAUCGAAUUUGUGAUGCGGAAUAAAGGAGCUAAACAUCUACGAGUUCAGGCACAUGAACUGAGCUGGUAUCAGUACCACUGCCUGGACGUACUGGCCUUUUUAAUCUCAAUUGUUGCACUGAUCACAUUCCUCUUUAUUAAAACGUGCAGUUUCUUUUUCCGUAAAUGUUUCAGAAAGACUCGUCCUGAUGGCAAAGCACAAAAGAAUAAAAAAGAGUGAAUGCAUGUAGCCUUGCCCUCAAUACUUCUCUACAGAGAUGCGGUAUGUGUGUCCUAACGUGUGUGCGACGGCCAGUGUGCAUUUUGUGUAUAUUGCAAAUCUACUUAAAGGUGCAGACUGCAGUAUGUAAUAUUGUAAGCUAGCGGUUGAAUUGGGUGCUGCAGUCUAAAGUCAAAUUAUUAGAGAGGGUUGUUUUCCCGCCACUUCCUCCUCAGACUCCACCCUCACGCGGGUUGCCAGAUUUAGGACACAACUGUGAUCAAUCACCCAGUUCAUUUCAGACCCAAUACGCUGUGUUUUCCACCAACUGGCAACCUGGUGUGUCGAAAUACUAUUGGUUAAAUUGGCAGUGGGCGGGAUCACAGACCAAAACAAAAACAUUCUGACCCGGAAAGCACAUUUCAAAAGUAGAAUAACUGGCAGCAUUGUUUUUCUGAGAACCUGUUGAAUUCAGCAUGUUUCUUAAAUCUAUGCAAACAUAUGGCAUUUUUAUGGCUUUCCACAGUCAACAAAAUUACAUAAAGCACCUUUAAUGAAACAAAUACAUGUGAAUGUUCAUGUAAAAUAAACAUAUUACUUGA
Rhinichthys klamathensis goyatoka is the source of this 2307-nucleotide messenger RNA. RefSeq names its product UDP-glucuronosyltransferase 2A1-like. The record is from RefSeq and is a predicted model, not a curated record. NCBI's taxonomy places the organism in Eukaryota, Metazoa, Chordata, Actinopteri, Cypriniformes, Leuciscidae. Gene Ontology annotation, molecular function: UDP-glycosyltransferase activity. The coding region runs from base 131 to 1726 and encodes 531 amino acids. The transcript is spliced from 6 exons.